Molecule: messenger RNA, 916 nt
Organism: Babesia bovis T2Bo
Lineage: Eukaryota; Apicomplexa; Aconoidasida; Piroplasmida; Babesiidae
Product: Mago binding family protein
Exons: 4
Coding region: 159-827 (222 amino acids)
Biological process (GO): exon-exon junction complex disassembly
Cellular component (GO): exon-exon junction complex; cytoplasm
Molecular function (GO): RNA binding
Source: RefSeq, a predicted model, not a curated record
ACCUUUUAUGUGUAUUAUUAUUACUUUAGCUAUGAUCUAAUCUGUUUUGACUGUUUUUUGUUUGUAAUGUAACACAGCAUUAUUUGGACGUAUGUUAAUUGUGAUAGUGCGCCUGUCUAUUGAUACUAUCUUUUAUGAUAUUAAGUGUUUAGUCAUCCAUGACUGUGGAUGAUGUUAUAAAAUCGAUUGAAGGGCUAUCUUUAAGUCCUUCUGGCACCUAUAGUUCAAGUUUUGGUGAGACGUACACUGUAGGCGAUUCUGGUAAGGAUGUUUUCAUAAAGGGUUCUCGUCGUAAGGACGGUUCAUUUCGACGUGACAUUCGUGUUCGUCCUGGUUAUAUUCCUCCGGAGGAGCGUGCUGUAUACGUACCACGUUUUCGUCGUUCUCCUGAAUUAUCACAACCUGCUGAGUUGUGUGAGACUGAUAAAAAGGAUUCUACCGAGAAAAGGGGGCUGUCUGUACAAUCUGUGUCUAGAACAUCUGUGAAAGCAUCUUGCGACAAGAUUCCAGCUAACCAGGGUUCUUCUGGAUCUAAAACUACUGCUAACCCUGGCAGAGUAUCUAUUACUGAUGACACUGAGUCAUUAAGUAAUACUGACUCCAGUGCUAACUUGUUGGACACUGGUUCUGUCCGUAAGCUCAUCAAUGCUAUACGUCAUACCAAGCGUAAAAUUCGUAACAUUCAAGGUGUUGGAGCAUCAGGAGGUGGUUCACUUUCGGAGUCUCAGCUUACGCGUCUAGAUACGUUGAAUGCUAAGCUAAAGCAUUUAGAAUCUGAGUUGGCAGCUAUUAAAACCGGUGUUAAAGAUAAAAGCGUCGCGGAUUAAUUAUAGUCAGUGUGUGAUUGGGUUAUCACUGAUACAUUUGGUUGUGUUUUGAUAUCUUUUCCACUACAUGUAGUGUCCCUUUUUGUCUA